GCCCAUUUCUGAAUAGAUGGGCCGGUGGCGCACUUCGCGGGGGGCGGUGGGGAGCAGGUAGAAGAUUGGCGGCCGGUUGGCGGAGGUCGAGGAGGGGAGGAUUGAAACCCUGGUGCCGUGGCGACUCUUCUGGCGAGAUGUUGAUGCCCAAGAAGAACCGAAUUGCCAUUUAUGAACUCCUUUUCAAGGAGGGAGUGAUGGUGGCCAAGAAGGAUGUCCACAUGCCCAAACACCCUGAGUUGGCAGACAAGAACGUGCCCAAUCUUCACGUCAUGAAGGCCAUGCAGUCUCUCAAAUCACGAGGCUACGUAAAGGAACAGUUUGCCUGGAGACAUUUCUACUGGUACCUUACCAACGAGGGUAUCCAGUAUCUGCGUGAUUACCUCCACCUGCCCCCUGAGAUUGUGCCUGCCACUCUGCGCCGCAGCCGCCCUGAGACUGGCAGACCACGGCCCAAAGGUCUGGAGGGAGAGCGACCUGCAAGACUCACACGAGGGGAAGCUGACAGAGACACCUACAGACGAAGUGCUGUGCCCCCUGGUGCCGACAAGAAAGCUGAGGCCGGGGCUGGGUCAGCAACUGAGUUCCAGUUCAGAGGCGGAUUUGGUCGUGGACGUGGUCAGCCACCUCAGUAAAGUUGGAGAUUGUUUUGUGUUGAAUAAAUUUGUAGCCAGAAAAAAAUUAA
Molecule: messenger RNA, 685 nt
Organism: Lutra lutra (Eurasian river otter)
Lineage: Eukaryota; Metazoa; Chordata; Mammalia; Carnivora; Mustelidae
Gene: RPS10
Product: ribosomal protein S10
Exons: 6
Coding region: 138-635 (165 amino acids)
Cellular component (GO): cytosolic small ribosomal subunit
Molecular function (GO): RNA binding; structural constituent of ribosome
Source: RefSeq, a predicted model, not a curated record